Molecule: messenger RNA, 1717 nt
Organism: Vitrella brassicaformis
Lineage: Eukaryota; Vitrellaceae
Source: the annotation of a GenBank genome assembly
AUGGACAAGUCGCGUUGACGAGUGAGUCGAUUCAGUUGUGUUCUCACACCGCACCCACCCCGAUGAAAGUGUCCCCAAAACCAAACACCCUACUACUCGCUUCCAUGUGCACGACGUCGCUCGACAAAACUGUCCCUCUGUCUCCUUCUGAUCUGGUGGAGGAAAUGUGCGAGCUGUCUAUUAACAAUGCCUGUCUGCCUCAUUGAGGCAUGCACCUCGCCACCACCAAGAAUACGUAAGGAGAAGAAGCCACCGAGAGAAACGGCAAAACCGACACCACCCAGCUACUGGGCCGUUCAUCUACCCUCCCUCCCUCCGUCCGUCAUCCGCCCGCCUCUCCCCCUCAAUGAUACUUGCCUCCACUCUCCUUCUCCGGGUGUCGCAGGUGGCUGUCGUCCGACACCCUCAGACACCCCACACGCCACGACGGCCCCGCCCGCGGCUGCAGCAGACCGUCCACCGCAAACUCGCUCAUGUGCUGCGGGGGCAGCGCCUCCAACUGCCGACAGACAGCAGGAGAGAGAGCAAGGACCCAAUCGAUGGAUGCCCAUUCGCCUUGAUGUUGGUCAUGUGCCUGUGACCGUCCGUCUGCAUACCUCGGUGAUAGAGGCGUAUGUGACGCCCCGCGGGAAGUGAACGCCUGGCACGAGGGAACGCGCCAGCCCCUGCAGGCACAUAUUGAUGCCAUGUCAUUCGUGUCAUGCAUAGAUCAAAUCAGACCCCCACCUCUACAGUUGCUCCGUGACACACGAGCAUGACGGUCUCGUACGGAUGGGCAGACAGAAUGGCCUUCAUGGCCUGCACACACACAGACGAGUGACUCAGUGGCUCAUCCGUCUCUGCCUGUGCGUGUCUACUCUACUCACCUUCUGACACCGCUCGUAGAAGAGAUCCAGCUACACACAGACACACAGAGGGGCGUACACACGACACAGGCAGAUUGAGAGAGAGAGAGAGAGAGAAGAAGGUCUCGUAAAUUGACAAGUGUCUGUCUGUCUGUCUGUCAUGUUGUGUUCGUGCUGCCCACCGUCUCUGGGAAGGAUGGCACCGCAGUUUUGUGUUUGUGGUGGUGGUUGAUGAGCGGCAUGGUCUUGAUGAGCUGCGACGGAGGGACCAUCUUGCGCAGCGGGUCACCAUCCGGAUACCACUCCCCCUUCAGCCUAUCAUACACACACGACACGACCCAUCAUGCUCGCUCCUCGGCGCAUUAAUUCCCUCCUGGAGCUGCACGUUAAACUCACCAUUCUGCGAUUCCCGGCUCGAUGCACACGCGGGCCGUGCCGCCCAGAGCUGUUGCCGCACUGUGUGCGGUGCAGACACAGCGGACGAACGGCGACGAAUAGAUGACUGAUAUGCCUGCAGAACACCACACAUGAGAGUGUGGUUUCUGCAGGUCAUGGGCGCGUGUGUGGUCGUGCAUUGCGUCUGACUUACGUACCCUUGCCCUGCAGCACCACGCCGAGGUCAUAGCCCUGCUCACCAGCAGAACAACACAGACAUAACGACUCAUCGGUGCACCUGGCGCCUUCACUCGCGGUGUGUUUGAUGCACCUGUCGGUGUCCUCGGGCAGUCAGGAAGGGAUCUUCAGGCACGUCGGCCUUGCUGGGCCACGACGGAUCCACGAAGUCGAUGCGCUCGCCGUGGCGGCAGAUGAACAGCCGAGGCAUAGUCCAAAACACUACAAUGCUCCAGUGACCCAGCUCUUUUCCCUCCCCC